Talaromyces proteolyticus is the source of this 414-nucleotide messenger RNA. Its product is annotated as mitochondrial ribosomal protein L43. Lineage: Eukaryota; Fungi; Ascomycota; Eurotiomycetes; Eurotiales; Trichocomaceae. Gene Ontology annotation, molecular function: structural constituent of ribosome. The coding region runs from base 1 to 414 and encodes 137 amino acids. Gene Ontology annotation, cellular component: mitochondrial large ribosomal subunit. The record is from RefSeq and is a predicted model, not a curated record. Gene Ontology annotation, biological process: mitochondrial translation. The transcript has 3 exons.
AUGACUGUGCGGGGGCUGAAAGCGGUUACUCAAGCCCGGAACGGGGUCGGGGCAUUCAUCCUGCAAUGCAAGCGACUAGAAUUUACCUACUGCGACUGGGGCGGCAGUUCCAAAGGGAUGCUGACCUUCCUCAAAGAAGAACUGCCGGCAUUCGCCCGAGCCAACCCUCAGAUCGAAUUCCGUGUGUCCCCUCGCCCAAAUAAACACCCCGUCAUCAAGGGCCACUACGUCAAUGGCCGCCUGAAGUCAGUAUGCGUGCGCAGCUUCGAGCCAGAGGCGAUUCUCGAAAAGGUCAAUUACCUCAAGCAAUCUAGUGGCGAGAAACUCAAGAUACAGAGGAAGCCAGUUAUGUCUUUGAAUGAGAGUGUCAGAGGUAUCUGGUCACCGUACCAUGGUGAUUUGAAGAUGAUUUGA